AUGGGCCAGAUGAUUUGCAUCACCGAAGAGUCCUUCGGUAUGUUUUUCCAGCUUCCAAAAGUAAGUAUUGAUGAGUUCUCAACCACUCCAUCUCACUUAAUGAUUACAAUGAUGAAAGUCUUUUCUGAUUCUCCUCAAGUGGAUAUUCAUGGAAAGAAAAACCUCAUGAAGGUUGAAUUUGCUCUUCUAAGCGAUAUCGUCUUGAAAUCUCCUCUCCAAAGAGUCUUCUUACAAGUAUUGUACGAAGCAAUUGAGGAAGAACAGAAAAUCACGAAAACUCAGGAAGCAAAAAAACAGGAAAAUGAAACGGAAGAUUCAAGAAUUGAAGAGCAUAUUGUGGAAGUUAAGGAUAGUGAUAAAAAAGACAAAAAUGAGGAAAAUGCAAAGGAGCAAAGUAAGAAGGAUUCUGGGAAAAAUGAAAGCAAUAAAGGAAAGAAAGUAAAGAGAAUCAAGUUGAAGAGGAAAAGAAAAUUUUCUAUAAUGCGAAAGAUCAAAAUGGAAAUGGAAGAUGAACCUCGAGUUGUUGUGAGGAAACUCAAGAGGAAGAUACCAAAUAUUUCAAAGAUGAAAUAG
This is a messenger RNA of Impatiens glandulifera, 573 nucleotides long. RefSeq lists its product as uncharacterized. The transcript has 2 exons. The coding region runs from base 1 to 573 and encodes 190 amino acids. The record is from RefSeq and is a predicted model, not a curated record. NCBI's taxonomy places the organism in Eukaryota, Viridiplantae, Streptophyta, Magnoliopsida, Ericales, Balsaminaceae.